Molecule: messenger RNA, 855 nt
Organism: Haemorhous mexicanus (house finch)
Lineage: Eukaryota; Metazoa; Chordata; Aves; Passeriformes; Fringillidae
Product: immunoglobulin alpha-2 heavy chain-like
Exons: 4
Coding region: 1-840 (279 amino acids)
Biological process (GO): innate immune response; B cell receptor signaling pathway; phagocytosis, recognition
Cellular component (GO): blood microparticle; external side of plasma membrane; immunoglobulin complex, circulating
Molecular function (GO): antigen binding; immunoglobulin receptor binding
Source: RefSeq, a predicted model, not a curated record
AUGGUCAGCGUCACCGAGCUCUGCCCGCUGUCCCUGGAGAUCGUGACCCGGCCCUUGAGCGAUGGCGGUUCCCCCGCAGGGCUGCGGGUGGCCGUGACCCUGCAGGAGUCCGGGGGGGACCUCCAGCCCCCCGGGGGGUCCCUGCGCCUCCUCUGCCGAGGGGCUGGGUUCAGUUUCGGGAGUUUUGGACUGAGCUGGUUUCGCCAGAGACCUGGGCAGACUCUGGAGUGGCUCGCAGGGAUCAAGAAGGAUGGCAGCGCCUACUACCCGCCAUCACUCAAGGGCCGGGUCAGGAUCUCCAGGGACAACGGGCAGAGCUCGGUGACGCUGACCAUGACCGACCUCCGGGACGAGGAUUCCGGCGUCUAUUUCUGUGGGAAAUCUUCUAAUACUGGUGCUGGUGGUGCUGCUGGUAUUGAUGAUGGUUUCCCACCCCCAUCUGCCCUUGUCCCCGCAGGGCUCCGGGCGGCCGUGACCCUGCUGGAGUGCGGGGGGGACCUCCAGCCCCCCGGGGGCUCCCUGCGCCUCCUCUGCCGAGGGUCUGGGUUCGAUUUCGGGAGUUUUGCCAUGUUCUGGAUUCGCCAGAGACCCGGGCAGGGGCUGGAGUUUGUCGCAGGGAUCAGCAGAAGGACUGGCAGCACCAAGUACGCGCCGUCGGUGCAGGGCCGGUUCACGAUCUCCAGCGACAGCGGGCAGAGCUCGGUGACGCUGACCCUGACCAAACUCAAGGACGAGGACUCUGGAUCCUAUUUCUGUGCCAAAAUUUCCGAUCCUGGAUGUUGCCAUGCUGCUGCUUCUGCUGAACACACCAGUGCGGGAUCCCCACUUCCAUCUCAGUGACCCCUCCUGUCCCCA